Molecule: messenger RNA, 393 nt
Organism: Trichoderma virens Gv29-8
Lineage: Eukaryota; Fungi; Ascomycota; Sordariomycetes; Hypocreales; Hypocreaceae
Exons: 2
Coding region: 1-393 (130 amino acids)
Source: RefSeq, a predicted model, not a curated record
AUGCCUUUUGUCAAGAUUGACGUCAUCAAGGGACGCAGAAGUCCCGAACAACUAAGGAAGCUGGGAGAUGUGAUCCAGAAAGUCCUAAUCGAUACGUUUAACUCUCCAGAGAGAGAUAGGUACCAGAUCUUCAGCCAGCAUGAGCCAUGGGAAGUUAUCUGUUGGGAUACUGGUCUUGGUUUUGAACGUACAGAUGAUCUUGUCAGCAUCCAAAUUUUUGCGCAAGGAAGAAAUCGCGAUCAGAAGAUGGCCAUGUAUACAGCUUUUGGGGAAAGGCUGGAGAAGGAGUGUGGGUUAAAGGGCAAUGAUUUGCUCAUCUCUGUUACGCCCAACACCAAGGAAGAUUGGAGCUUCGGCUACGGACGGGCACAAUUUCUUACUGGAGAACUCUAG